Messenger RNA from Aspergillus tanneri, 621 nucleotides. RefSeq lists its product as uncharacterized. The coding region runs from base 1 to 621 and encodes 206 amino acids. The transcript is spliced from 3 exons. Lineage: Eukaryota; Fungi; Ascomycota; Eurotiomycetes; Eurotiales; Aspergillaceae. The record is from RefSeq and is a predicted model, not a curated record.
AUGCAGGGGUUCGGGGAGUUUGUCGACCUGCCUCAGAAUGUGGUCUCUGGUGAUCAUUCCAGCGGAAAAUUGUCCAUGCUCGAAGCUCUCUCUGGCGUGCACUUCCCCCGCAGCGAUACGCCCUGUACACGCCUUCCAACCGAAGUUGUCCUGCGAAAAGACUCCAAUAUUGAAGUUGCGAGUUGGUCCAGCUUCGUCUCAGGGAUCAAGCGGUUCAUGAAUCGAAACCGUGAUAGAAAACGGUUCCCCUUUUUCGUUGGAGAGUGGAGUAUCGACUUCGCAACCCGUGGUUUCAUCACAUCUGUUCCCCCUCCAGUCGUUGACUUGUUGGCAACCGAACAAGCCGGUACUAAGAUCACACUGGUUGUGCUGUUGGCCGCCAGGGACGCAUUCGAUCAUCGGAUUCAGAGUGCAGGUUCCCUUAACUUUGACAUGGAAACCUCUUUUGUCUUCGUUUCGACGGUGGUGGAGAGGGAGGAAUAUGAUGCCGAGAUCUCGGCGGACGCCGACCCCGUACUUCCCACUCCUGCAGUAACCUUUCCGCCAGUAGUCCAGCCUUCACUUUUCGUCGCCGUAACUGAGGUCGAUUUUCUCAAAGUGAAGUCCAACGUGUUAUUGUAG